AUGUACGUCACAUGUACGCACAAGUGUCUCACAUGUACGCACAAGUGUCUCACAUGUACGCGCAAGUGUCUCAAAUGUACGUCACAUGUGUCUGUCACAGCUACUCUUGCACAGCUCCAGUCAAUAUUCCAACACUUCUGGAGGAGUAUAAACACAAGCAGCGGUCUGACUCACAGUGCAUGUAUCACAGCCGUGCUGCUGGAAGAUAGUGGAGGAGACACAGCCGAACUGGACGGGAUGCUGCUGACCAACGUCAACUCUCUGCCCUACCUGGUAACGAACCUGUGUGAUGUCAGUGACGUUGCGUUUCUAGUGGUUGGUUAUCCUUUUGGAGCUACGACCCACAUUGACCUGGUUCUGUGAGCAUUGAAUGAUGGGAUUCGGUAUGGCGUUAUUCACAAUGCUUCCAUCAUGAAUGCGGUGGGCUGUUGUGGAUUGCAGCUGUACAACUUCAAGAAGACUGUGUCCAUUAUGUUUUGGAUGGGCACAUGGAGACCUACGAGCUUCUAUGAUAAGAUCAAGAAGAACAGGGAUAUGGGCCUGCACACGCUGUGCCUGCUGGAUAUCAAAGUCAAAGAGCAGUCCUUGAAGAAUUUAAUGAGGGGUCAAAAGAUUUACGAGCCUCCCAGGUACAUGACUGUUGCUCAGGCAGCUGAGCAACUCUUAGAGAUACUACUGAACGGACGGGAUCGGGGUCAGGAACUGGCAAUGACUGAAGACAGAAGAGUCUGUGUUGGUCUGGCUUGGAUCGGAGCCAAGGACCAGACCAUCCGUUCUGGGACGCUGCAAGAGUUGGUGUCCUGUGACCUUGGAGGACCACUUCCUUUCAUGAUCAUCAAUGGCCACCUUCAUCCUCUAGAGGUUAACAUGUUGAAACUCUUCAGAGGUCCUGAGGGACUGAAGACCUUGAAGAUGACUGAUAGUUCCACAUACGUUUCUUGAUACCCAAGAAGCUUGUGCUCCUCAAGAAAAAAAGUUUCCUUUUCAGUGCUCCUGGGUUUUUCUAAAAAGGAAAAGCAGACAAGGCGGCCCACGUGAGAGCCUAGAGCUGCCGGAGGGUCAGGAGAGCACGCAAAUGACAUAAUUGUUAUUCCAGAUCAAAUUUGACCACUAUAACCUUUAAGUACCAGUCGGGCCAGGGUUGCAUUUCAUUACAAGAUUUAGAUUGGAAGUGGGAUGAUUAUUUUGACGUGUGGUGGUCAUGUUCUUGCUGUUGAAAAAUAUAUGAAGGAAUUAUAAUAGAGGAAAUGGAAAAGAUUAUUGUGGACCAACUGCAUCUGGGUUGCAUUAGUGCCUCUGAAAUGGAGCUUUCUUUGAAAUUGGCAUAAUGUUUCCAUACAUUUCUUAAUGGAACUUUCUCUGUAAGAAUGUAAAUAAGAAAAAAAGCGAAUACUGAGAUUCUUUGGAGCAUGUCAUAAUGAAUGAAGAUUGAUUUUCGUACAGUCAUCGCCACUGAUUACAUCAACGCCCUAUUGUGGUUUGGCUGCUUUCAACUACAUCUUUGAUUUUGUUUGUGAUCUCUCAUUGCAAAGAAAGUGAACAAAGCUUUUGUCAGAAAGUAGCUUGCCUCUGUCUGCUUUAUAUACACAAAGACAAAUUAGAGUUCACGUGUUGGAUUUAGAGAUUAUUUGGUUUACAGAUCUGCAUCUGCUUUUUACUGCCAUCAAAAUACAAAGCCCAAGAUUCACUAACUUUCUUUAAACUUUAACUGGUUAAAGUGAAGGUUAUGUACCUUUUGGCACACCUUUGACAAAAUAAACGUAUGGCUUGUUUCCACCUUGCAGUAUGGUAUGCAAUUAUUUAACUGAUUAUAUAUAUAUAUAUAUAUAUAUAUAUAUA
Molecule: messenger RNA, 1839 nt
Organism: Carassius gibelio (silver crucian carp)
Lineage: Eukaryota; Metazoa; Chordata; Actinopteri; Cypriniformes; Cyprinidae
Gene: dph5
Product: diphthamide biosynthesis 5
Exons: 9
Biological process (GO): protein histidyl modification to diphthamide
Molecular function (GO): diphthine synthase activity
Source: RefSeq, a predicted model, not a curated record